AUGCAUGUGGUGUUUGCAAGAAGGGCGUGGCCGUCAGCACUUUUCGUGGCGCUGCUGUUGACGGCGGUGUGGGCUGCCUGCCCUGCGGCGGCUGAGGAUCCUCCCUCGCAGUCGUGGACAAUAUACAACUUUUUCAAAAGCCGCCUCUGCAUAGGGUGUUCGCAGGGGCAAACAGAUGGCCCAAGCGACGUCGGGAUCCUUUCAACUGCUGCCGGUGGCUUCCUCGGCCCGGGUUCUCACUCGCUGCUGCUCUGCGAUGUCGGCGGCGGUGGCUCUACCGUGCGUCUUGUGAACAGAUCCGGCAUCUACACCAUUGCCGGUGAUCGCGCGAAACGUGGCAAGAAAGACGGACCCGCCGCGGAGGCGCUCUUCAACAUGCCCAGUAGCGUGGUGUACGAGGGCGGCGCAUUGUACGUCGCCGACAGCAGCAACGACGCCAUUCGACGAGUUGCGGAGGGCAAUGUGGACAACUUUAUCUCAGCAGGGCUGCACAGUCCGUCUUACAUCCUCCCCUACCGACGUUCAGAGAGCACCCACGACUUGUUUGUCUCCGACACCGGCAACUCGCGCAUCAUUUUUGCCCCGCUGCUGGAGUCCACCUUCAUUACGAGGUUUGUCGCCGGCUUUCAGCCAGGUGUCCUGCAGAUCAGUGAGUCAAAGCAGCUUAUGUUUGCCAUUGCCAGCAGCACCAGAAUCAAGGCGAUUCAAAUGGAUGACGUCAACGCCUCCGCAAGCACCUGGUACAUUGGCGACGUCAACUGCGUGGGUUACCUCAGCGCCCUCAUGCUCACGGCGGACGAAACUGAACUGUACUACUACGGCAAUCGAGAUGGAAAGAAAUACAUCUUCUCGAUCUCCACCACGGCGGAGAAGGAAAAAGCACCUACGCUUUGUCCACAGGUGGUGAUGGAGUGGACAGAGGACAACGUUCAAUCGCUCGUGCGUGUGAACCAGCAUGAGUUUUACGUCGUUACCACCUCCAACGUUUACCGUGUGCGGGACACCUCGUUUACGCCGACGCCGACGCCGAUUGUGACGCCGACACCGACGCCGAUUGUGACGCCAACGAUACCGAUCACCCCCACGGUGCCGCCCAUCCCCACCCCAACGAUCACAUUGACACCGACCCCAACCAUCACCAUUUCUCAAUACCGUGGCAACACCGUGACCGCCUUUCCUGCCGUAAGUCUUCCACUUGCCAACAAAAAACUCAUGGCCGAGCUUCACGCAUGGAUGAUGAAGGAUGUGGGAAUUGCGUUUAAUUCCACCGAUUUUAUUGCCGUAUUUCCGCCCAAAGGAAAAUUUGACGUUCCCGGCAACGUGAACGUCUCCACCUGGACAAACCUGACGACGCAGCUUAACUUCGACGGCACCAUCGCAAUCAUGGAGUACUACACGCCGUACGGUAUGUCGUCUGAGGAGGGGGAGCAGAGACUCUUUGCGUCACCGUGGUACUGGACGAUAAAAUUCCUUAAUUCCAUAAAACAGGAGGUACCGGGGAUACACGUAGAGGAGUUUUGUAUGCUCAACUGCGUUGAGCAGUGCGAGACGAUAACCUUUGACAGGACGCAGUGUGUAGGCUACGUGAAACCCACGGGGUGCAAUGACGUCUGUGUGGGGGCGGCGGUGUCGUCCGCGGUGCUCGGCACCACCGGCGUUGUGCUGCUUGCCCUGAUGAUUGGAAGCCCUGCGAACGCGCUGAGCGCCGUGCUGCUUGUGCCACCCGUAUAG
Trypanosoma rangeli is the source of this 1731-nucleotide messenger RNA. Its product is annotated as flagellum-adhesion glycoprotein. The coding region runs from base 1 to 1731 and encodes 576 amino acids. The transcript has a single exon. The record is from RefSeq and is a predicted model, not a curated record. Lineage: Eukaryota; Euglenozoa; Kinetoplastea; Trypanosomatida; Trypanosomatidae.